CAGCCGGCCCAACCCAACCCAACCCAUUCCCCUCCAGCUCACCUACACACCCUAACCCUAGCCGCGACACGCCGCCGCCGGCCCCUCGACCCCGCCGCUCCGACGAGAUCACCGCCGUCCCGUGCCCGACCUCGCCGGCGUCCGCUGCCGCGAUCUCACCGUCGCCAUCCCCCGUGGCCACCUACUCCGAGCCGACCGUCGCCUCCUUCUCUCAAGGGUUAUAAAUGGCAGGGAGACAGCGCAUAGGUCGCCAGUACUAUGAGGAUCCGCGAGGAUUUCGUGACGGCCCUCCUCCUCGUCCUGCACGAGAAAGGUCUAUCUCACCACGGCGCCUCGAGGGAGAGCUGUCUAGCCGCCGUGGCGAGAUCCGCAGAAUCCGUGACGACAACCAACAGCUGGUGGAUGACAUUGUUGGACUCAGGCAAGCAAUGUCUCGUUUGAAAGAAGAUCUCCAUUCCACCAGUCAGGUCAUACCUAAGCUCCGUGCAGAGAAAGAACUUGAAUCAAGGGAGCUGACUCAGAGGAACCUGAAGCUGGAAGCUGAGCUACGCUCCUUAGAACCCCUUAGGCAAGACGCCUUGCAGCUACGAUCUGAAGCAGGCUCGCUGGAGUCUUUGAGGCAAGAGCUGACAGCAAAGGUGCAGGGUCUAACAAAGGAGCUUGAGCAGCAGAGCUCUGAAAACCAGCGCAUACCUGCCAUGAUAGCUGAACGCGAUGAUCUGCGGCAGGAACUAAUUCGUGCUAGGGCGGCUAUUGAUUAUGAGAAGAAUGCAAAGCCAGAGCUGAUGGCACAAGUGCAGACAGUGGAGAAGGAUCUUGUGAGUAUGGCUCAGGAGUCUGAGAAGCUUAGGGCUGAAAUUGAGAAGAGAAGGGCACCACCACCUCGGGUCAGCGGCUAUGGAGCUUACGGACCACCUCCUGGGAUGGGCAUGCAAGGCAUGUACGACGGCGGCUACAAAACCUACACAGAGAAGCGCUACGGUGCGGGUCCUGGACCAUGGGACCCCCCUAGCUACCCGCGCCCUUGAUUUGGGCUUUUGGUUCUUGUUAGUCGACGUUCAUCGUCACGACAAAGUUCUUGAUAUCUCUCUCUGGUACUGAAACUUGUGGAGCUGGUGCCUCGUUUGAAAGAUUGUAACCAUGCCAUAUUAGGAAAAUAUUAUUUGAACUCUAAGAUUGUACUUGACAGGCUGUGAACCCUUUUGAUACUGUUUGAAAGAUUGUACUUGACAGGCUGUGAACCCUUGUGGAGCUGGAAGCCUCUAAGUCAGUGCUUUGCAUC
Molecule: messenger RNA, 1282 nt
Organism: Hordeum vulgare subsp. vulgare (domesticated barley)
Lineage: Eukaryota; Viridiplantae; Streptophyta; Magnoliopsida; Poales; Poaceae
Product: protein FLX-like 3
Exons: 4
Coding region: 225-1028 (267 amino acids)
Source: RefSeq, a predicted model, not a curated record